Molecule: messenger RNA, 1077 nt
Organism: Menidia menidia (Atlantic silverside)
Lineage: Eukaryota; Metazoa; Chordata; Actinopteri; Atheriniformes; Atherinopsidae
Source: the annotation of a GenBank genome assembly
AUGAACGUUGGUCCUCGCGCGGCAGCCGUUGGAACUCGGUUCGUUGGAUUCAGGAGACCGAGGAGGAAGCUCCGUCCCCGGGUAGCAGAGCCGUCCAGCCAAACGGGCAGCAACAUGGAGACCGCCGCGGUGCUUUGCCUUUUCACGGUGGUCUCUGUGUGGGGACAAGCUGUCGCAGAGAAAAAACUGGUCUAUGUGACCGUGGCUCCAAUGCAGCGUUUCCCAGAGCAGCGAGUCUCAGCUCCACGAAACCAGCUUCCACAGCUGACUCGUUUCCUCUCCUUCUUCCAGCUUUUUCGGCACGGUGACCGAUCGCCCAUCAAAGCGUACCCCACCGACCCCUACCAGGAGGGGGACUGGCCCCAGGGCUUUGGCCAGCUGUCACAGGAGGGGAUGCGGCAGCACUUUGAGCUCGGCCAGUUUCUGAGGACCCGAUACAAGAACUUCCUGAACGAGUCCUACAACCGGCGUGAGCUGCUGAACUUCCCUCUGGGAGACUGUCCCCGCUACAAGCAGCUGAUGAACGAAACCGAGCACACAGAGGAGUUCAUUAAUGACGUCAUCGAGCUGGUGAGGAAUAAAACGGGCCUGGAGAAGACCAGCGUGGAGUCCGUCUGGAGCGUGUACGACACGCUCUUCUGCGAGUCCCGCCACAACCUGUCGGCCCCCGCCUGGGUGACCCCCGACCUGAUGGAGAAGCUCCGGAGGCUCAAAGACUUUGGAUUCCAGACAGGAGAAGAGCCGGCUGCAGGGAGCUCCGCCUGGGUGUCCAUGUUCUACCGGAACGACAGCGGCGCGGAGCCCCACCCGCUGCAGCUGCCGGGCUGCGCCCUGCACUGCCCCCUGGAGGACUUUGUGAGCAUUACCAAGCUCUCCAUCUCAGAGGACCGGGACAAGGAGUGCCAGCUGCCCCCCCAGGGCAGAGACAGAGAGGUCAUCAUCAGCCUGGCCCUGUCGGGCUUCCUGCUCCUCAUCCUCAUCGGCCUCCUGCUGGGCGUCAUCUGCUGGCAGAAGGACCCCAGCAGGAGCAGGGGCUACAGUCAUGUGAUCAACCAGGAAGCCGGGGAGGAGUCCUGA